AACUUAAUAAUGAUAAAUUUUCCUUUCCCUUAGGAGUGAAAUAUUAUUACCCAGCAUUCCAUGUGAAAGUGGAGCACCAACAAUGGCGGAUCAGGAAAGGAGAAUCAAAGAUGCUCAGAUGCGUGCUACUAUCAACCAGAAACUGGUUGAGACCGGAGAACGGGAGAGGCUGAAAGAGGUGCUGAGGACUAAACUGAUCGAGUGUGGCUGGAGGGAUCAGCUCAAGGCACACUGCAAAGAUGUUGUGAAGCAGAAGGGUCUGGAACACAUCACUGUGGAUGAGUUGGUGGCUGAAAUCACUCCCAAGGGCAGAGCCCUUGUCCCUGACAGUGUGAAGAAGGAAUUGCUCCAGAGGAUUCGCCACUUCCUGGCCCAACAGUCCAAUAUCUGAUGUGCCUUGUCCAGACUGUUGGCUACAGUUGUGCACCCUCAUGCCCGUAGCUAGGAUUUUGAAUGGGGGAUUCUUCCCAGUGCGUGAGGGACCAACGAGCGC
This is a messenger RNA of Branchiostoma belcheri (Belcher's lancelet), 493 nucleotides long. RefSeq names its product transcription and mRNA export factor ENY2. NCBI's taxonomy places the organism in Eukaryota, Metazoa, Chordata, Leptocardii, Amphioxiformes, Branchiostomatidae. The coding region runs from base 83 to 391 and encodes 102 amino acids. The transcript is spliced from 5 exons. Gene Ontology annotation, biological process: poly(A)+ mRNA export from nucleus; positive regulation of DNA-templated transcription; regulation of transcription by RNA polymerase II. Gene Ontology annotation, molecular function: transcription coactivator activity; chromatin binding. Gene Ontology annotation, cellular component: SAGA complex; DUBm complex; nuclear pore. The record is from RefSeq and is a predicted model, not a curated record.